Molecule: messenger RNA, 873 nt
Organism: Fonsecaea erecta
Lineage: Eukaryota; Fungi; Ascomycota; Eurotiomycetes; Chaetothyriales; Herpotrichiellaceae
Exons: 2
Coding region: 1-873 (290 amino acids)
Cellular component (GO): plasma membrane
Source: RefSeq, a predicted model, not a curated record
AUGGCACGAUCACUCUUACAAGCCGUCGUUCUGACUUCGGCUCUCGCUCUUUUCACAACAUCAGUAUCUGCUCAGUCAGCUUCGUCCAGCGCGACAUCCACAAACGCCCCGAAAGCGAUCACGACACUGGGCUGCUACAACUCAGCAGAUCCGUUGACCUCGCAGGGAGACUACACCUUCCAAACAUCAGGAUACUGUCAAGGAGUAUGCGUGCAGUUGAACAAGCCCGUCAUGGCCAUCACUGGAGGAUCAACCUGCUAUUGCGGUGACGAAUUACCAGCCUUGGACAGCGAAGUCAGCCUGAACAGUUGCGACUCGCCAUGCAACGGCUACUCCCAGCAAACCUGUGGUGGCAUCGGCUUCUGGCAAGUGUACCUCACUGGCUUGACCGCAGACGUCGAAACAGCCCCGAACAGCACCAGCAGUUCAAGCAGCUCAUCCGCUACGCAAUCUGGAGGCUCGGGUACAACCCAGCCUGCAGUCGUUACCAAACCGGGUGAGACGAUUGUCGUGACGGCUGCACCUUCAGCUUCUACUGCAAAGUCAUCUGGCGGAACCAGCAAGGUUGGCAUUGCUGUCGGAGUCGUCGUUGGCGUUGUCGGCCUCUCUGCCAUUAUCGGAGGCAUUCUCUUGUACUUGAGACAUAAGAGAAACCGCGAGAUCGAAGAAGAACACCGUCGUAAUGCGGCAGUCAGUUCUUUCGUAGGGUCAGCGAAGUCAGACAAGUCAUCCACGGACCAGCGCCUUGAUCCCUCAAUCUAUUCACAUCGGCGACAAAGCAUCGGAAGCAUCGCUGAUGAGCGAGAUUUCUCUAGGAGGAUACUGCAGGUGCGAAAUCCGGAUCGAGAAUCAAAGUCAUCUGCUAUGGCGUAG